UUAAAAAAAGAGUAUAGCCGAGAUUUUUUCACAGUCGUGCCCUCGUUGACUUCGGCUUUACUAACGAUUAAACUUGUUUUGUUGAAACCCGUGAGUAGCAUUUGCUGCUGCAGAACAAACCAAUUUUAAAACGGCUUAUACUCUUUAAAGUCCAUUUCCCUCUCCCGCCUUGUUCUCCUCUCUUGGCUCUCUCUCUCUCUCCCAAACGACAUGUUCACCUCACCACACCAACGACAACAACGACAAUUCCUCCCUCUGCCAACUCCAACAAUUCCAGCUCAAGAUCGCCCACUUAGAAUCAGUUCUAGCAUAAAGUGUUCAAAAUCUGAAUGGGAAAAUCGAUUGUAUCGAAGAGCGUUGACUACAUGGUUCAGAAGAUCCAUCAUUUGCAGGAGACUCAAGGCUUAAUGCUCUAGAAGAAGAGGUACGGCUUCUGUGGGCUGCAUCAAGAAGUAGUACAACUUGGAUCUUCAACGGUUGCCUCUCAGGCUCAAAAGAUGGCCGAUAUCGUUACAGAACAAUGGAUUCAAAUUCAUGGAGUUUCUAUGGUCCUCGCGUAACAAGGUUUGCAGGUUGUGGAUAGGAAUAUGAAUUCAUCAUCUUCUUCUCCUCCUUUUGCUGCCCCCCUUCAAGAAAAGUAUGAUGUGUUUCUUAGUUUCAGAGGUAAAGACACACGCGAUACUUUUACCAGUCAUCUUCACGCAGCUUUACUUCGGAAGAAAAUUGAGACCUACAUGGAUCGCAGACUGGAGAAAGGAGACGACAUUGAACCUGCCCUUCUGGAAGCAAUCGAGAAAUCAAAGAUUUCAGUAGUCAUUUUCUCAAAAACCUAUGCUUCUUCCACAUGGUGUUUGAAAGAACUUGUGCAUAUACUGGGAUGCAAGGAAAGAUAUGGACAAAUUGUUAUACCCAUUUUUUAUGGCAUAGAUCCAUCACAUGUACGAAAACAGCAGGGAACUUAUACACUUGAAGGUCUUCAACUAAAGAAACGUUUUAAGGGCAGUAGGGAUGAGGUGGUCAACUGGAGGGCUGCUCUGGAGGAAGCAGCCAAUAUGUCUGGGUUUCAUCAUUCAAGCAAAACAGGGACAGCAGCUGAUUUUGUAGAGAAAGUUGUCCAAGAUAUUUUGACCAAAUUGAAUCGUGAAUCGUCAAGUGAUUUAAAGGGCCUGGUUGGAAUUGAAAGGAAGAUUGAGAAAAUUGAGUCGUUAUUGUGCUUAAGUUCACCAGGUGUUUGCUGUGUAGGUAUUUGGGGCAUGGCUGGUAUUGGCAAGACCACCCUUGUGGAUGCCGUAUUUCACAGGCAGUCCUCUAAAUUUGAAGCUGCUUGUUUUCUUGCAAAUGUUAGGGAGAAAUCAGAACAAACGGGUGGACCAAAUCAGUUGCUAAAUAAACUCGUUCGUAAGAUAUUAAAGGACAAAGAUAUAACCAUCGACACUCUGUCUAUAGGACAAACUUCUAUUCAAGCUAGGCUCAGGCGUACAAAGGCGCUCAUUGUUCUUGAUGAUGUGAAUGCUUCAAGCCAACUAGAAGUUCUUGUUGGUGACCAUGAUCGGUUUUGCCAAGGCAGUCGAAUCAUUAUAACUGCUAGAGAUAAAGGCGUUCUUGAGGAAAAAGUUGAUAAUGAAAAGAUAUACGAGGUUGAGGGAUUAAGUUUCAAUGAAGCUCUUCAGCUCUUUCAUUCGCAUGCUUUCAAAAAUAAGUCCCCAACAAUAGAUUAUACUGAGUUGUCAAAAGAGGUGGUAGAAUAUGUUAAAGGCAUUCCAUUAGCUCUUAAAGUUAUGGGGUCCUCAUUCCUUCGUUGCAAGAGCAAACAAGAGUGGGAAGAUCAAUGGAACAAAUUGAAACGAUUUCCAAGUGAAGAAAUCAAGAAAGCUCUGAGAGUAAGUUACGAUGGAUUAGAAGAAAAUGAGAAGGAGAUAUUUCUUGAUAUAGCAUGUUUUCAUAAGGACGAGAAUAUUGAUGGUGUAAAAAGAAUGUUAUAUAUUCGUGGUUUCUAUGGGGAAGUCGGAAUCAAAGUCCUCAUUGAUAGGUCUCUCAUAUCAAUUUGGGAAGGAUGGAUAGCGAUGCAUGAUUUGCUGCAAGAAAUGGGUAGGGCAAUUGUUCGCGAACAAUGUAUUGAAGAACCCAGAAAACGCAGUAGGUUGUUCAUUGCAGAGGAUGUCUAUCAAGUGUUGACAAAUAACCAGAGAACUGCAACUGUUCAAGCCAUAUUCUUUGACUGGUCUAAGAUUGAAAAGCUAAACUUGAAUCAUGCAAAUUUCGAAAAAAUGUAUCAACUGAGAUGGCUACGUGUCAAUUACCCUCGGUUUCUCAAGAACAUCACAUUAAUUGAUUCUCUUGAUCUUCCUAAUUCUCUUAGUUAUCUUGAAUGGGAGGGAUAUCCUUUGAAAUCUUUGCCAUCAAAAUUUUCUCCUGAAAAUCUUGUUGAGCUUCAUAUGCCGUUCAGCGAAGUUGGGGCUCAACUUUGGAAUAAAGACCAGAAUCUUAUCAACUUAAAAGUGAUCAGUCUUCGUUCCUCCGAUCAUCUAACUGAAGUUCCAAAUCUCUCUCAGAGUCAAAAAAUUGAGCGGAUAGAUCUUUAUGACUGUAACAGAUUGGUUGAAAUUCCUUCGUAUUUUAAAUAUCUUAACAAGCUUACAAAUCUUGAACUUGGGCGGUGCAGAAAGCUCAAAACUCUUCCGGAUAUGCCAUGUAAUAUUGAAUUCUUAGAUUUAUCUAAGACAGCAAUAGAGGAAUUGCCUUCAUCAGUUUGGUCUCACGAAAAAAUAUCUGAGCUUGAUAUUAGAUAUUGUAGAGACCUUAAGAGUCUUCCAAGCAGCAGUUGUAAGCCGAAUGUGUCAGGUACUUUUAGUCUAUGUGGCUGCAAAUCUCUUUGCAAGUUUCCGGAGCUUCCCAGGAAUACAACAGUGCUAGAUUUGAGUAAGACAGGAAUAAAAGAUUUGCCGUCAUCAAUCAAGUUUGUCUUUGGUCUCACUACAAUUAAACUGGUCGCUUGCAAAAGCCUUGUGAGUCUCCCAAUGAACAUUUGGAAUUUGAAAUCUUUGAAGAGCCUUGAUCUCAGUCGUUGCUCUAACUUUCAACACUUGCCAAAAAUCUCAGACCCUGUGGAACAUCUGGAGUUUCUAAAUUUAUCAGGUACAGCGGUUAAAGAGCUACUGCCAUCAGUUGGAAAUCUAGUUGCACUUAAAUAUUUAGUUCUCCACAAGUGCAAGAACCUUGAGGUCGUCCCAAACAGCAUCUACAGUUUAAGCAAUCUUAAAACUCUCUCGUUUAAUGGCUGUUCGGAACUGAAGAAAUUGCCUCCCGUCUUAAUAGACCGAGUUGGAUUGGUAUCUCUGGAAGCACUAAACCUUGCUAAGUGCAGUAUACUAGAAAUCCCUGAUGGCCUUGUUUGCUUAACCUCAUUACAAAAAUUAAAUCUGAGAGAGACCAACAUUAAGAGCAUACCUGCAAGCAUCAAACAUGCUGCUCACCUGUCUUGCCUUUUCUUAACCGAUUGCAAGAGCCUUAAAUCUUUACCAGAGCUCCCCCCAUUGUUGCAACGUCUUGAAGCACAUGGUUGCACGUCUCUGAAGAGAGUCUCAAGUUCAAGCACUGCACUCGCACAAGGUUGGGGCGAAUAUAUAUUUUAUCCAGGGCUUCAUGAAAAAUAUAUAUUUUCUAGUUGCCCAAAGUUGGACCAGAAUGCACGAAGGAACAUAAUGGUUGAUGCACAGCUCCGAAUUAUGCGAAUAGCAACUGCGUGGUCAAAGUCUAAAGAAGAAAAAAUUGAACAAUCAUCAUAUGAUUCAGAUGAUGAUUAUGAUUAUGAUUCAGAUGGUUAUGAUUCUGAUUCAGAUGAUUAUGAUUCAGAGGAUUAUGAUUUAAAUGAUACUGAUCAUGAUCCAGAUGAUAUGAUGCAGGAAAAUUUCAUUGCCAUUAAAUGUUGGGGGUAUGAAAUUCCAAAUUGGUUCAGCCAUCAAAGUGAGGGAUCUUCAAUAAACAUCAAGCUUCCUCCUGAUUGGUUUAGCACAGAUUUCUUGGGUUUCGCUCUAUCUCUUGUUAUUGCAUUCAACAAGGAUUACGCUGAAUUCUCUAUGAAGAUUGGAUGCAAGUACAACUUCAAAACUAGUAAUGGUGAAAGCCAUGAAAUCAACCAUCCUUUGCAUCCGUUUGCGAAUAGUGGAAGCUCAAAGCUCCAUCAGGUGUAUGUGUGGUGGUAUAAUAAUGUAUUUGAAGAAGUUGUAGAGGGAGCUCAAAGCCCCACUGCGUUUUACAAACUUGUUACUGAGGUCUAUGUUGACUUCAGCGUACUGGGUUUUGCCAACAAACCCUAUUCGGAGUUGGAGGUGGAGAAGUGUGGGAUUUGUUUGUUGUAUGCCCAAGAUGCUGAGAGCAUAAAGAAGAGGAUUUUGUAGCUAAAGCGAUCAUGAACUUUUAUCCCUAACUUCAAUUUUUGUUUUUUGUUUUGACGUGCAAUAUCAUUUUAUUUGAGCUGUUACAAGCCUUGUGGCUGAGGAUGCUUAUGCUUAGGGAUGUCGCUUGUACAAAAAAUUAAAAAGUAGUGGGGAAUCCAGUCUAGUCUCCUUGUAACUAAUUCAGUCUGAAAGAACUCCUCGACUUUUACAGGGAGAUAUAGAACAUGGAUAUCAAUGGUGCCAUGUCGUUCUCCACGUGUCACAACUUUUUCACUAUUAGUGUUUGGGAUGCUUUAUUUAUUUUAUUUUAUUAAUCAA
Molecule: messenger RNA, 4715 nt
Organism: Prunus dulcis (almond)
Lineage: Eukaryota; Viridiplantae; Streptophyta; Magnoliopsida; Rosales; Rosaceae
Product: disease resistance-like protein DSC1
Exons: 10
Coding region: 588-4397 (1269 amino acids)
Biological process (GO): signal transduction; defense response
Molecular function (GO): ADP binding
Source: RefSeq, a predicted model, not a curated record